ACAUUUUUUGCAGAAGCGUAGCCUCAAAUAAAACUUCUCCUUAAAUGAAAUUGGAUUGUUUUGAACUGUUGCUGCUGUUGUUUGUUAGUCUCUCUUCUAUUAGAAUGAUGAAUCCCCAAUAUGGCCCUCCACCAUCAUCUCAGUAUUCAACUUCUGGAUUGCCAUCGCAUAACUCUGCUUAUAGUCCUUUACAGUCUCAAAAUGUAUAUAAUGGACUAGAUUCAAAUUCUAAUCCAGGGUUUAUUCAAUCUAAUUAUAAACAAACUGAAGCAUAUGGAUCCAUUCCUUUUUAUAAUCAAAAUGGUCCUGCAGUUUCUAAUCAAUCAGUACCAACAUCUGGCAUGUUAACAUCUCAGUCUCAAUUUCAGCAGAAAUAUCCAUCUAGAGUUGGAACAAGCAACACUGAUCAAUUGUGUCAGCAAGUCAAUAAUAUGACAUUAUCACAAGUACCUGCACAUUCACAAAGUUUUGGUAAUCCUUCAGUUCCCCCUGUGAGAAGUAACUUUGGUCCAUUGCCAAAUUUAAAUUCUACAAGCAGUGCCUAUCAGCCAAUGCCUGCAUCAGCUUUUCCUUCAGUUCCCACGUAUACUCAAUCAAACAGAGAUUUUAUUUCUCCUCCACCACCACCUCUUCCUCCUCAAUCACAGCAUUCAACUUUCAAUCAAGGAACUAAUGUGCUUCAGAAUCAAGCUCCAUUACCCCCUACAACACAGUUCUCAAGUCCAUCAUAUGGCCUUCCAUUAAAUUCAUCAGUUAAUAAUUCACCAUCAGUAUCAUCAGGUAUUGGUACAAAUGCAGCUGCUUUUAGUCAAAAACCACCACCUGUACCUUACAGUAAUUCUACUAAUAAGAUGCAAUCAAAUCCUGGAUCUUUGCCACCACUACCACCACCACCAAGUUCAUUAGGGCCAUCAAUGAAUAAUAUGCAGCAGUAUCCUAUGACUGCACCUCAGCCAAUGGGACAAUAUCCACCAAUGUCCAAAAUGUCAUCUCUGCAGGAACAUUAUCCUCCUGUAUCAUCUCAAAUUCAUCAGCCAUUAAUUUCACCAACUGGAUCAACUCCUCCAAAUUAUCAAUCUCAGUAUAAUCAGUCUGGAAUUGGAUCCCCUCCAUUACCUGGAAUGCCAUCUGCUAAUAGAAUGAGUGGUCCUGUACCUCAGUCUCCACCACCACCACAGCUUCAAAGAAGACUUGAUCCUGAUCAGAUGCCUAGUCCUAUUCAAGUAAUUGAAGAUGAUAAAAAGAAUAGAUCAGGUGAAUUUUGUACCAGCACAAGAGGUCAGGUUCCUCCUUUAGUGACUACUGAUUUUACAGUUCAAGAUGGAGGUAUAUGCAGUCCUCGAUUUAUGAGAUCUACGAUUUAUAAUGUUCCCUGUACAUCAGAUAUGUUGAAACAGACAUCAGUUCCAUUUGCUAUAACAAUAAGUCCAUUUGCACAGUUAAAUGAAGCUGAGGUACCACCACCUAUAUCUAAUCCUGGUGAUCUGGGUCCUGUUCGUUGUAAUAGGUGUAAAGCAUAUAUGUGUCCAUUUAUGCAAUUCAUUGAUGGUGGAAGAAGAUUUCAAUGUGUGUUUUGUAAAAGUGCAACUGAAGGUAAUAUUAAUAUUUUCUAUUGUAGUGAAUCCUGAUUUAUGAGUAUUUCAUAUACAGGAA
This is a messenger RNA of Centruroides sculpturatus (bark scorpion), 1653 nucleotides long. Its product is annotated as protein transport protein Sec24C-like. Gene Ontology annotation, cellular component: endoplasmic reticulum exit site; COPII vesicle coat. Gene Ontology annotation, biological process: intracellular protein transport; endoplasmic reticulum to Golgi vesicle-mediated transport; COPII-coated vesicle cargo loading. Gene Ontology annotation, molecular function: SNARE binding; zinc ion binding. The record is from RefSeq and is a predicted model, not a curated record. Lineage: Eukaryota; Metazoa; Arthropoda; Arachnida; Scorpiones; Buthidae. The coding region runs from base 45 to 1628 and encodes 527 amino acids. The transcript has 7 exons.